Molecule: messenger RNA, 933 nt
Organism: Batrachochytrium dendrobatidis JAM81
Lineage: Eukaryota; Fungi; Chytridiomycota; Chytridiomycetes; Rhizophydiales
Exons: 1
Coding region: 1-933 (310 amino acids)
Biological process (GO): cytoplasmic translation
Molecular function (GO): protein binding
Source: RefSeq, a predicted model, not a curated record
AUGAAUUAUACAGAAGAGCAGACAACUGAACUGGAUUCUCUUGGUUAUAUCUUUCCGGAUGAGCUCACUGUUAUGGACCAAGGUCCGCCUGCCACUUUCCAGAUCACUUGCAAGUUGGACAAUGAGGAAUUACUGGGUCUGCUCAAGAUGCAUGCUCUGGCUCAAGGAUUAACAGUUCAUGAAGACUAUCAGGAAACUCUUGACGAAAGUGAUGAGGAUGAAUACGCUACUCACCCACACAUGGUUCCCACCGAUACAUCACAUGGUGGCAAGGACGAUGAGCAGAGUGAAGGUGUAGACGACACUGUGUUCCAUCAUCCCACUUUUGCAAUCGAGUUUACAUACACACCAACAUACCCAGAAGAACUGCCAUUAUUCAAACUGGUUCAGGUGAAGGGUAUCUGUGCAGAAGACCGUCAAAUCUUGUACGAUAAGCUUUUAGCACACGGAUCUGAAUCCUUGGGAAUGGGAAUGAUCUUUGCCAUGGUAUCGCAUGGCAAGGAGCAGAUUGAACAGCUGCUAACAAGCCGCAUGCUACGCGAGGAACAUGAUCGAGAACAGAGAAUUCUUGCAGAGGAAGAGGCUGAUCGAGAGCGGUAUCGAGGAACACUGGUUACUCCCGAUAGUUUUUCGGCAUGGAGGACCAAGUUUUUGGAAGAAGCUCGUCAGCUGAAAAAAGCAGGUGCCAAGUUGUCCAUUUCUCAUGCUGCUGCACUGGCGAUUGAUCUAAAUGCAAGCAACAAGGCCUCUGGGAAGCUUACUGGACGACAAAUGUUUGAACGUGAUCAGACAUUGGUGUCUUCGGAUGUGCAAUUUAUGGAAGAGGGUGACGUUGUUGUGGACGUUGAACUGUUUGAUGGAUUGGAGAUUGACAAUGAUAGUGCUGAUGGCGGUGACAAUGAGGUUCUUGCCGGAUUUACUGAAGAUGACUGA